This is a messenger RNA of Oxyura jamaicensis (ruddy duck), 8068 nucleotides long. It is a transcript of the gene SORCS3, whose product is annotated as sortilin related VPS10 domain containing receptor 3. Bases 342 to 3869 code for a protein of 1175 amino acids. The transcript is spliced from 27 exons. Lineage: Eukaryota; Metazoa; Chordata; Aves; Anseriformes; Anatidae. The record is from RefSeq and is a predicted model, not a curated record. Gene Ontology annotation, molecular function: protein binding. Gene Ontology annotation, cellular component: postsynaptic density membrane.
GCUCACUUGAUCAAAUCCUCGAACGUGAACAGUUUCACUGAAAAGCACUUUUCAAAAAAAAAAAAAAAAGAUCCACCAACAGUAAGGAACAGCAUCCAACUACCGGGGAGAGAGUUUUUUUUUUUUUCCUUUUUUUUUUUCCUUUUUUUAAUUUUUUCCUCUGGUCACCGUCUGAGAAAAGGGGGAAGAGAAAAGGAGAGCGAAGAAAGAAGAGCUUUUUUUUUUUUUUUCCUAAAUAAUAAUUAUUAUAAUUAGCAUCCGGCCCCUAAAAAAAAAAAAGCCCUAACCGCAGCGCCUCGCCCCCCUCCCUCUCCGAGCCCCCCGACUCGCUCCGCCAAGGCAUGGAGAAGGGGACCCGCCGCUCUCCGCCCUGCCACGCCGCCCUGCUCGCCUGGACAUGGCUCUUACUUCUCUCCUGCUCCUUCACCGACGCCGAGCUAACUUGCGGCCCCUGCUCGUCUCCCUCCCGGCCUCGCCUCGGGCUGGAGCAGCGGCAACCACCGGCGCCGGGAUCAGCGGGGAGCCGGGCGCGGGGCUCCGGAGAGCCGGUGCCGGGCGGGGAGCCGGGGGGCAGCGCGGGGGCGGGCGGGGGCCGGGGCCCGGCGGUGCGGAGCCGGCGGGCGGCGGCGGCGGGAGGCGGCCGGGGGCUGCUCGCGGCCGAGGGGCAGCGAGGAGCCAGGGCUCAGCCCCGCGGACCCCCGGAGGAGGGGAGAGCGGCGAGGCUGCGAGGGGCAGAGGAGCUGCGGCUGGGCAGCACCACGUUCGCCCUCACCGGGGACGCGGCGCACAACCAAGCCAUGGUGCACUGGUCCGGCCACAACAGCAGCGUGAUUCUCAUUCUGACAAAGCUCUACGACUUCAACUUGGGCAGUGUUACCGAGAGCUCGCUGUGGAGGUCAACAGACUAUGGCACUACCUAUGAAAAGCUAAAUGACAAAGUAGGCCUGAAGACGGUGCUGAGCUACCUUUAUGUCAGUCCCACUAACAAGAGGAAGAUCAUGCUUCUUAGUGAUCCAGAGAUCGAGAGCAGCGUUCUCAUCAGCUCUGAUGAAGGGGCUACGUACCAGAAGUACCGUCUGAACUUCUACAUCCAGAGUCUGCUCUUCCACCCCAAGCAGGAGGAGUGGAUCUUGGCCUACAGUCUGGAUCAAAAGCUGUACAGCUCCAUGGACUUUGGAAGAAAAUGGCAACUUAUGCAUGAGCGGGUCACUCCAAACAGGUUUUACUGGUCGGUGGCAGGUUUGGAUAAAGAACCAGACCUUGUACACAUGGAAGCCCGGACAGCUGAUGGACACACCCACUAUUUGACCUGUCGGAUCCAGGAGUGCUCAGAGACCAAAAGGACUGGGCCAUUUUCACGCUCCAUUGACAUCAGCUCCCUUGUUGUUCAGGAUGAAUAUAUCUUCAUCCAGGUGACAACUGGUGGAAGAGCAAAUUACUAUGUGUCAUACAGACGGGAGCCUUUUGCGCAGAUUAAAUUGCCCAAAUACUCUCUUCCUAAGGACAUGCAUAUUAUCAGCACAGUUGAGAAUCAGGUGUUUGCAGCUGUUCAAGAGUGGAACCAGAAUGAUACAUAUAACCUGUAUAUCUCAGACACCCGAGGGGUUUACUUCACCCUGGCCUUGGAAAACGUGAAAAGCAGUAGAGGACUGGAAGGGAAUAUCAUCAUCGACCUUUAUGAGGUAGCAGGGAUCAAAGGCAUAUUCCUGGCUAACAAAAAGAUAGAUGACCAAAUCAAGACUUUUAUUACCUACAACAAGGGCAGAGACUGGCAUUUGCUGCAGGCACCAGCCACCAAUCUAAGAGGGGAUCCUGUAGUUUGCCAGCUGCCCUUUUGCUCGUUGCACUUACACCUGCAACUCUCAGAGAAUCCAUAUACUUCAGGAAGCAUUUCCAGCAAGGAGACAGCUCCUGGGCUGCUGGUAGCAACAGGUAAUAUUGGCUCUGAGCUUUCCUACACUGAUAUUGGCAUGUUCAUCUCUUCUGACGGUGGAAAUUCCUGGAGACAGAUCUUCGAGGAGGAAUACAACGUGUGGUUUCUGGACUGGGGAGGGGCAUUAGUGGCCCUGAAACAAACGUCAGUGCCCAUCAGGCACUUGUGGGUGAGUUUUGAUGAGGGAAGAUCUUGGAAUAAAUAUGGUUUCACAUCAACACCACUUUUUGUGGAUGGAUCCCUUGUAGAUUCUGGCAUAGAGACCCAGAUAAUGACAGUUUUUGGACACUUCAGUCUCCGUUCUGAAUGGCAGCUGGUCAAAGUGGACUACAAGUCUAUCUUCAGCCGGAGGUGUAACAAAGAUGACUACCAAACCUGGCAUUUGCACAACCAGGGGGAACCUUGUGUCAUGGGAGAGAGGAAGAUUUAUAAAAAACGCAAGCCUGGAGCCCAGUGUUCCCUAGGUCGGGACUAUUCCCGAACAGUGGUAUCUGAACCGUGUGUCUGUGGUCAAGGAGACUUUGAGUGUGACUAUGGCUAUGAGAGGCACAGCAACAACCAGUGUGUCCCAGCCUUCUGGUUCAGCCCAUCUUCCCUGACCAAGGAUUGCAGUAUUGGUCAAAGCUACUUGAACAGCACUGGGUACCGAAGGAUUGUGUCUAACAACUGCACAGAUGGCUUGCGGGAGAAGUAUAUGGCCAAGGUGGAGAAAUGCCCUGGAAAAGCACCUCGAGGACUGCACAUCCUCACCGCUGAUGGAAAGUUGGUCACAGAGCAGGGGCAGAAUGCCACCUUCAUCAUCCUUAUGGAAGAGGGUGAUCUUCAGAGGACAAACAUUCAACUUGAUUUUGGAGAUGGCAUUGCAGUAUCCUAUGCAAAUUUCAGCCCUGUUGAGGAUGGCAUCCGGCAUGUGUAUAAGAGCGCUGGAAUCUUUCAGGUGACGGCCUAUGCAGAAAACAGCCUGGGCUCUGAUACUGCUGUCCUCUUCCUGCAUGUGGUCUGUCCGGUGGAGCACGUCCAUCUGAGCGUCCCUUUUGUUGCCAUCAGGAAUAAGGAUGUCAACAUCACUGCAGUAGUUUGGCCCAGUCAAGCAGGCACACUUACCUACUUCUGGUGGUUUGGUAACAACACCAAGCCCCUCAUCACCUUGGAAAGCAGCAUCUCCUACGUCUUUGCUGUGGAGGGGAUGAACACUGUCACUGUGCAGGUUGCUGCGGGCAACACCCUCAUCCAAGACACAAAGGAGAUCGCAGUGCACGAAUAUUUCCAAUCUCAACUCCUGUCAUUUUCUCCUAACUUGGACUACCACAACCCUGACAUUCCUGAAUGGAGACAAGACAUUGGCAAAGUCAUCAGAAGAGCUCUAGCACAGGUGACUGGUAUCCCUGAUGAACAGAUCUUGGUAGCUGUAUUUCCUGGGCUGCCUACUUCUGCUGAACUCUUCAUACUGCCCCGUAAAAAUACAACAGAGAUGAGGAAAAGCAGUGAGGCUGAUCUGGAGCAGGUUGUUGAAAUCCUUUUUAAUGCUCUCAACCAAAACCUGGUCCAGUUUGAACUGAAGCCUGGUGUUGAAGUCAUUGUGUAUGUCACUCAGUUAACAUUAGCACCCCUUGUUGAUUCCAGCACGGGUCACAGCAGUUCAGCGAUGCUGAUGUUGUUGUCUGUGGUGUUUGUAGGCUUGGCUGUUUUUUUAAUCUACAAAUUCAAGAGGAAAAUCCCUUGGAUUAAUAUCUAUGCCCAAGUUCAGCAUGACAAGGAGCAAGAAAUGAUUGGCUCUGUCAGCCAAAGUGAAAAUGCCCCCAAAAUCACUCUGAGUGAGUUCACAGACCCCGAGGAGCUGAUGGACAAAGAGCUGGACACGCGAGUGAUGGGAAGCAUCUCAACAAUUGCCAACAGUGAAAGCACAAAGGAAAUCCCCAACUGCACUAGUGUUUAAUACUGAGAGUCCUCUUGGUCUACAACAUUUCUGAAUUUUUAUUUGUAAUUAUUAUUGUUAUAAUUAUUAUUAUUAUGAAAAGAGAGAGUUAUAUGUCAUUAUUAUCAUUUGGGAGGGGAUGGGGUGGGCUUUUUCUGUUUACCAGGGCUGCAUUCAUAAAUAACGAGGGUUUUUCAUAUUUAGGAAAUACUCAUCAGAUUAGGACCAAAAAGCAAAGAAUGAGUGAAGUGUGUACUGGAAUUUGAAUGCCGGACUCCUGUUAAAUACAGAAUGGGAAUUAAGUAUUAAAAUACAAUAGGCAGAUAUUAUACAGAAGGCAAGAUAAAUGUAGGUAAAUGGUCCCUUUUCUGCCCCUUUUGUGAAUCAUGAAUCAGCUACUUCAUCCUGCCAGAAGGCCCAGGCUAAGCUGUGGGACCAGGCUCUGCAGCCUGCCAACAACCUUCACGUUCCAUUGAUGGCACAUGUCACAGCUUUUUGCAGGAUCUCCUUUUUUAAUUGCUUUUAAUUUCAGUCACCCUAUGGCAUUGUUUACUGCUGAGAAGGGGGGAAAAAAUCAGAGCAAACAUACCCAUCAAUGUUCCUUGGAUUGUGGAUUGGCUGGAAGGGACAGCACCGCAAGCAAUGAAGAAGCAUGCUUGAGUUUAUGAAUGCAGCCCGAACCCCGUGCAUGUGAAUAGCGAGGAUGCCGAAGGCCUAUUGUAGAUAAUUACAAUGUACAUAGCUUUUUAUUUCUUGGGAAAUAAUUUAAUGUUUAGUAAAAGAAGAUAUGUUUAAAACAAAACCUGAACCACACACACACAUGCACGCACACACACACGCCAGCCAAACGGGGACCGUGGUGAGCACUUGAAUCACGCUUUGGUUCCAAUUGUGUUCCAGUUGUCUGUCGUAUUUCAAUCUUUCACUGCUGUGUGUAAACAGCACGGUUUAUUUCUCUGUGUAUAACUGCAAGCCUUUUUUUUUUUUUUUUAAUUUUAUUAUUUUUUUAAUGUGUAUUACCAUUUCCUGUGAAGGAGCAGAAAAAGAUUUUAUCUGGAUGGACUAUGAGUCUGGCAUGAAUAUUUUAGUGCUGUUCAUCAUUAUUCACCUCCAUUGCUGUUGUCCACUCUUGAGAAGGAUCUUGGUGAUAUCAGGAAAAUAAGGAAAACAAACAGAAAAUCAUCACAAUCUCAAUGAGCACAAAUACCAGUGUGCUUAACCAGUACAGCCUCAGCUCGGCAGUGGGCCAGGUUGCAUUAGCUUCUUUCCCAGUGAUACGCCAUGCAUUUACCAGUUAAGCUGGUGAAGCAAAGUGCUGUUCAGGAUGCAUAGGAGUGUUAGAUUUCAGUUGAACAUGAUGCAUGUGAUUAAGGACUGCUCUUUGGAGAAGGGGAUGCUUAGUCAGACCUAAAUAACUGAGCUAGGAAAGGUCUUGUGUGUGCUUUAGGAUGGCUGUUUCCAGUUCUGGACAGCAAUGCUAUUGGAGUAAUUUCUGAAUGUUGGGUUUGUAAUUUUUGAUCAGAACAGGGAAGUUAAUGAAAAAAAAAGAAGUGAAAAAACUCCUUAGGAAUCUUCCAGCACACCGAGUUGAGGGUAGCCUCUAGGAGUGGGCAGGAGGUAGACUUAGCAGAGAGUUGUCCUGAGCUGAUGAUGCUAAAUGUGGACCUUAUUCUGCAGGGUGUUUUGUUAUAAGACCUGCUGGGAGUGGAAGGAAGAUUAGAAGCAUGUCUGGGAGAUGUUCUAGUGCUUGCAUGGUAACAGCAGACAGAAGUUAGGUCAGGUGACAAUCUGGAUAGAGGAUUCUACCUUUAAUAUAUCUGGGCUGAAAUGAGAAGAUGGAUGAGACUGAGGCAUUAACUUGUACCUCUCUGUAUCACAACAUGCUGGCUGCACACCAGCCUCAGCUACAUGUGUUCACUCUGUGAAUAGGCUGGAAGGUCUUUCAAAGGUUAGAAUCCUGAUGUGCCCUGAAAGGGGAGAAAAACAGUGGCUAAGCAUAGUUUUGCAGAAAAACACAGAAGGUAUUUCAAUGCUAAAAUAGCAAAACCAAAAAUGUAGGGAAAUAUUGUUUUGUGUGAAGAAUUAAAACUAAAUAUUCUCAGUUCUGCUCCUCCAUUUCAGUAAGGCUUGUGGGCCUUUUCUCUUGGUUUAAAGAAAAUUCUGCUCCCUCCCUCACUUUUCUGCUCUAGUUCCUAAUAUAAGCUGAAGAGUGAUGGCUGUGUUUUUCUCUUUAAACUUGAGUUUCCAUCCAUCAUGUGUACAUAAACUGUUGUGUUACUGUCACUGUUCUUCUGAAACACCAAAGUAGUUUACAGUAAUGGCCCACUCUGGUGAUAACACUGUUAGUGCAAGGCCAUAGCUUCCCAUUUAGGCAUAGAUGGGAGGGAUGUACAUAAGCAAUGGUCCUGUGGGCCUUGAGCUAAAUUGUGGGCUGAUCUCAGUCUUUGCUGAUCGUUAGAAUUUGAGGGACUGCUUUUGUGAGCUGCUGCAGAGGGCUGGAUGAGAAAUAUUCAUUAUUUCCCGUAUUAGCUUUUUUAUUUUCUAAACCAGGAAACAAAGUGAAAAUGUUCACUGCUUCAAAUUUAUUUUAUUUUAUUUUAUUUUAUUUUUCCCCCCACAGGAGUGAUCUUAUGUUGAUUUAUAAAGAAAGAAAUGUGAUUACAGUUUUUACAAUUUAUCAGUUUCUCCCUUUACACUCUUAAAUAUGCUAAAAUAACUCAUAAAGGAUGGGAGGAAGCAAGGAGGAAAAAAAUGGGAGUAAGCUACUGGAAAAAAUAAAAAUAAGAAAUGGAAACAUUUUCAUCCCUCCUCCCCAAAUUUAAUAUCAAUGAAGUCUGAGAAGUUUGGAGAAACAUCAGUCCAGAAAGCCAUUUCCAAUCUAAGAUUAUUCUAAAGGUACUCAAAAGCAAGCAAAAAACAUGGACCCAAAAUUCAAUAUCAAAAAUCUUGCCUGGUUCUUGAGUUGACUCAAACUUCACCUUUCAUGAUGCUUUCUGGGUAUCAGCACCUGUCAGGGGAGUUCAUCACACUGCUGUUUGGACCUGAGUGUGCUCCAUGAAUGUCUGGAAAGAACAGGGGACCAUGUUUGCCAGAUUAUACCCCCUGCAUUAGGGCAAACCAUGGCUGACGGCAGCUGGAAAAACCUUGUGAUAGUCAUUGAAAGCUGAUUCUUUAGGAUGUUAGAAGGGUAACUACUGUGCCUGCAGGUAGCUGAGCCUGCAGCUAUACAAGGGACUUCUGUAAGGUUUGGGUUAGGCAGCCAGUGCUGGCCACCUUUUACUUGGAAAGUACUGACCUGGGGCAUUGGCACAGGCUGGAGAAUUGUACACUUUUAUUUGUACACUGAAUGAUGGGGAACAGCAGCCUGGGGAUGGCAUUUUUUUUUCAUUUUUUUCCUCCCUGCAAGUUUUACCCCUGAGAAAAUGUAACGGAAGUCCAUUGAAGCUGUAGAUGAUUAUUUACCUGAGGGAGGAAGGAAAAAGGCAGUAUGAUAAGUAGAACAUAAAUAGCUCCCACAAUCAAGUUGUGUAUAAAGAGGAAAAGAAAGAGAGCAAGAGACUGGGUCAGUGGCCUCUAUCACUGCCAGCCUUUCCCCCAUGAUAGAUUCUGCUGUGUAUUGACUGUAACAUAGGAAUAAUGCAUGAGACCAGGAGACUAGCUGCAGCUUAGGACUGUAUGUCUGUAAAUCUGUUAGAAGCACCCAACAGAUCCCCUACUUGGUUUAACCUGUGCUUGAGAACCCAACGCUAAGCCUGGCAGGACUGGAAAUGAGGCUAGAGAGACUGGGGACUGCAGAGUUUUUCAGUGAGAGUUGCUAUCGAUGAGAGCACGCACAGGAGAACAUGCGUUUUCUUCUGGACUAAGCCUUGGCGUAAGGGAUGCGCAAAGAUGUCCUGUUCUCCUCCCUUUUCCUUCAGUCAGUUCUUACACAGAUUCUAGCCUGUGCUGGUCUGAAAAAGCAAACCAGAAUUCUCAUAUCCCUUCUGAUGAUGUUGGACAGUGCAUUAAACCCAAACCACCACCAUGGUUUUAAAGGAUUAAAUGAGGCAGACAAUUGCAAUACUUGUAUUAAACACAGUAAUACAAAUGCAUGAGUCAUAUAUAUACAUAUAUAUAUAUACUGUUCUUGGUUUUAUUGUUCCAUUUGAAUAUUUCUACUGUAAAAAAGGCAGUGGUUUUGAAAUUGUUGAAAAUAAAUGUAUUUUUGUACAUCAGAGUUA